Messenger RNA from Amorphotheca resinae ATCC 22711, 1396 nucleotides. RefSeq lists its product as hypothetical. The coding region runs from base 278 to 1396 and encodes 372 amino acids. Gene Ontology annotation, molecular function: oxidoreductase activity; zinc ion binding. The record is from RefSeq and is a predicted model, not a curated record. NCBI's taxonomy places the organism in Eukaryota, Fungi, Ascomycota, Leotiomycetes, Helotiales, Amorphothecaceae. The transcript has 4 exons.
CUUCCAUGCGUCGCUUGCCGCGCCAGUCUCCCGACCAUAAAUCCCCCUUGCCGUGUCACUUUCCCGACCACGAUCUCCAAUCUGGUCCCCAAGCAAGACUCGUGUCUUUCUAUUUGAGUAAUCCUCUUUGCGCCCGCCCCUCCGCCUCUCCGCCUCUCCUCUCCGCCUCUCCACCUUUCCCCAAUCUCGAUCUCCCCAAACCCCAAACCCUACGUUUUUCUCCGAAACCUUGUGCCCCUCACUGGCCCAUACACCAUACUGAUAUCAUAUCAUCACCAUGCUGACUGACGCACUGGUUGUCACCGAGGCCGGUGCUCCCUUUGAUCUCCAGAGCAUCAAUGUCGACGACAAUAUUCGCGACCAUGAGGCGCUGAUUGAGAUGAAGGCGACCGGAGUUUGCCACACGGACCUCAACUUUCGCCGUGAGCAAUCAAUGCCUGGCUUGUUCCCGGCUGUGUUCGGCCAUGAAGGAGCCGGUGUAGUGGUCAAAGCUGGUUCAAAGGUCCAAGCCUCGCCCGGCGAUCAUGUCUUGCUCACCUACACGUGCUGCGGUGACUGCAAGUACUGCAAGAGGGGAGAGACAUCCUUCUGCUACGAUUGGGAACACGAUAAUUUUGGCAUUGGAAGGCCCGAUGGAUCGAAAUCGUACUCCACGACGGCCGGAAAGGAGGUCACUUCGCAUUUCUUUGGGCAGAGCAGCAUGGCCAAGUAUGUUGUCGUGAGCGGCCGCAGUAUGAUCAAAAUUGACCAGAGCCUUCCGCUCAAUCUGCUUGCGCCUCUUGGUUGUGGGUUUAUGACAGGCGCUGGAGCGAUGCUAAAUGUCGUUAAGCCAACUCCAGAUACCUCCGUCCUCGUGGUGGGUGCGGGAGCAGUUGGUUUGGCUGCCAUCAUGGCUCUUGGCUUGCUCGACAAACCCCCGAAGCAGGUUGUUGCCGUCGAUGUCGUCCCGGAGCGCCUUGAACUUGCCAAGAAGUAUGGAGCGACCCAUAUCAUCAAUUCAAAAGAGAGCCCUGAUCUCAAGAAAGCCAUUUAUGCAAUCACAGAUGGAAAGGGCGUUGAUGGUGCUAUUGACACCACCGGGCGACCUCAGAUCGUCAACACGCUCCUGGAUGCCUCUGGGAAGAAGGGACUUGUGGUUAGUGUUGGCGUCGGUCAGCUCACAGCAAAUAUCGAGUCCAAUAUCUUCAACACUGUCAACUCUGGUCGGUCGUAUGUCGGAUGUUGCAUGGGAAAUUGCUUCCCCCAGGAAUUCAUCCCUCGACUUCUGACUGGAUGGCGUGAGGGCAAGUUCCCGUUCACGGAUCUGAUCAAGCAAUAUCCCGCGAAGGAUGCAGAGACUGCUGCUACAGAGGUGCUGAAGGGGGACGUAGUCAAGGCUGUAGUAGUAUGGGAUUAA